Ornithodoros turicata is the source of this 3111-nucleotide messenger RNA. It is a transcript of the gene Gycbeta100B, whose product is annotated as guanylate cyclase soluble subunit beta-1-like. Lineage: Eukaryota; Metazoa; Arthropoda; Arachnida; Ixodida; Argasidae. Gene Ontology annotation, biological process: response to oxygen levels; cGMP biosynthetic process. Bases 227 to 2038 code for a protein of 603 amino acids. Gene Ontology annotation, cellular component: guanylate cyclase complex, soluble. Gene Ontology annotation, molecular function: heme binding; guanylate cyclase activity. The transcript is spliced from 14 exons. The record is from RefSeq and is a predicted model, not a curated record.
GGACGGCGCCUGCGUAUCAAGCGGGAUUGCGCUGACUAGGAUUGCGCACCGAUCCAGAUUGUGUACGGUAGUAGGUUUGGGGAGCAAAUCGGACUUCACACAAGAAGAUAUCAACCUGAACAGGUCAUCCAACGCCAUACGACGAGUAGAUGGAUUAAGGACUGCAGAAAACGAUACCCUGCUGGCUAUUUUCCACCCCCAGCGGCACCCUCUUCCCGGGAGACGCAUGAGCAGACUUUACGGCUUCGUAAACCACGCCCUAGAGCUGUUGGUGCUCAGGAAGUUCGGCGCCGAGACAUGGGAGGAGAUCAAGCGCGAGGCGGAGAUCGAGAUGGAAGGCCAGUUCCUGGUACGUCUGGUGUACGACGACGAGGUCACCUACAGUCUCGUCUUAGCGGCCGAGAAAGUCCUGAAGACACCGGCUGAAGACAUUUUGGAGAUGUUUGGCCGCAUGUUCUUCGAUUUCUGUCAGGAAUCGGGAUACGACAAGAUCUUGCAGGUCCUGGGGGCGACGCCCAGGGACUUCCUGCAGAACCUCGACGCGCUACACGACCACCUGGCCACAAUCUAUCCUGGAAUGCGCGCCCCGUCCUUCCGGUGCACUGAACGUCCAGAAGACGGGGCCUUUAUCCUUCACUACUACUCGGAAAGGGAGGGACUCGAACCUAUCGUCAUCGGCAUCGUCAAGGCCGUUGCCAGCAAGUUGCAUCACACCGAGGUAGAAGUGGAGCAGGUGUUGGGUAAAGAAGACGGCCUGGACCACGUACAGUUCGUCAUCCGUGAGAAAGGAGUUAGGACACCGGAGCCCGAACUGGAAGAAUUUUUCGACGUCCUCUCCAUGGAGAAGAAGAUCAGUCCGGCCACUUUCUGCCGCGCCUUUCCAUUCCACGUCAUGUUCGACAGAAACCUUGUCGUCAUGCAAGCAGGUACGUCCGUCACUCGAGUGCUGCCCACCUUAACUCAGGAGAACAGUAAGAUCACCGAUUUCAUGGAACUGGUGCGUCCGCACAUGGAUUUCACCUUCGACAACAUCCUCUCCCAUAUCAACACAGUCUACGUCCUUCGCACGAGAGGAUCGCAAGUCAUCGAGAACGGGAAGGAACACACGAGAAUGCGUCUCAAGGGUCAGAUGCAGUACGUCCCGGAGACGGACCUCAUGCUUUUCCUCUGCUCUCCAAGCGUCCUCAACCUGGACGACCUGAACCGUCGAGGUCUCUACCUCAGCGACAUCCCGCUACACGACGCUACCAGAGACCUCGUCUUACUGUCCGAACAAUUUGAGGCCGAGUACAAGCUGACCAAGAACCUGGAGAUCCUCACGGACAAGCUCCAACAGACAUAUCGGGAGCUGGAGGACGAGAAGAAGAAAACAGACAGACUUCUGUACUCGAUCCUUCCACCAUCAGUAGCCAACGAACUACGCCACCACCGUCCAGUAGCAGCCAAGAAGUACGACUGCGUCACCAUCCUCUUCAGCGGCAUCGUGGGCUUCAGCGCUUACUGCGCCAGACAUUCCGACUCCAAGGGAGCCAUGAAGAUCGUCAAGCUUCUCAACGAUAUCUACACCACUUUCGACGUCCUCACGGAUCCUAAGAAGAACCCCGAUGUCUACAAGGUCGAAACCAUCGGGGACAAGUACAUGGCUGUGAGUGGAUUGCCAGAACCGUGUGAAAGCCACGCCCGCUGUAUUGGUCGUCUGGCUUUGGACAUUAUGGACCUUUCCAAACAAGUCAAGAUGAGUGAAACUGAAAGUGUGCAAGUUACAAUUGGCAUUCACUCCGGAGAGGUAGUCACCGGAGUCAUCGGUAAAAGGAUGCCCCGCUACUGUCUCUUCGGGAACACGGUGAACUUAACGAGCAGAACUGAAACAACAGGCGAGAAGGGACACAUCAACGUGUCAGAGGAGGCAUACAGAUGUCUCCAGCAGUCUCAGAACUAUGACCCCGAAUUCAAGUUUGACUUCCGUGGCCCAGUCGCCAUGAAGGGCAAGAAGGAACCCAUGAAAGUUUGGUUCUUAUCUCGGGCCAAUCCAGCCUAGAAUGCCUAUCAUCGCCGCACUGUUUCAGUUUAAACACAAAUAUCAUGAGUUAUGUCAACCUCAGGACUGGCAAGGAAUGUGCAGUCCCGUCCGUUGAAAGUCGUGUGUGUUGAAUAGUGUACAUGUGCCGUCGGGACUUUGGCAGCAGUCAUGCUCUGAUCGUAAUUCGAUGGUCAGUUACGACGAUUCCGCUCAUUACGAAGUCCGCUUUUAGCGAACCCGUUUAUUGCGUCACAACGGUUAUAACGUAAAUUCAUGUUCCCCUUCUUGCUAGCCUCUUGAUUGAUUUCGUCGUUCUUAGCAGAUUUCGUAUCACUGCCAGACGUGUGCAACCAUUAGAUGUCUUCACCUGGAAUCGCAUAAUCAAAAGGCUAUUGCGUAACAGGCAUCUUGAAAUUUAUUGAACAUUUUAUCGUUUACAUUCUUUAUACGCAUAAACAUUACAUCUCAUUUGCAUAAAAAUAUAAACGCUCAGUUAAAUAUCGUCCCCGUGUGCGUUAUUGGAAGGCUAGGCUUAUAUGCACAGAUUAUCUGAAAGUUAUUGGUAAAAUGUACAUUUGCCUUGUCAAGUUAUUUAUUUUUUAUUAGAUGCAUUCCGUAAAUUAUUGCCGCAGUUAAGGAGGCCCUGGACGUAGCUUGCCAUUGCGUCUGUGGUAUUUGCCAUCAAAGCAAAUGGUCUGAUCCCCAUACUUCGAACAGACUGUCCUACAGACUGUUUUUCCAGUACAAGAACAGCUUAAAACAGUUUUAGAAUUGGUAAUUAGCAUUUCUGUUUAUUUAUGUCUUAUUGGCUAGCUAAGUUUACGAAGCACCAGACGCAUACCAAUUGUAAACUAUGUAAAUAAGUCUUGUUGUUACUCAGAAAGCGGACCAGGAAACUGGAAUGCUGAUUCCGUGUCGGAAAGCAUUUAUCACAUUUUCUAAAUAGUGCCCACAAGUCAGUAACGUGGCGAUUUCAGUGAAGGAGCAACGUUGCUUCCAUUGUUGCUAACUAGUAAGCCGCGGUUGUCACUACUGUCAUGAGCUGGUUGCUGUCGGAAUCUCCGUGUUUCAAAAUAAAAAUGUUGACAUGC